Molecule: messenger RNA, 725 nt
Organism: Parathielavia appendiculata
Lineage: Eukaryota; Fungi; Ascomycota; Sordariomycetes; Sordariales; Chaetomiaceae
Exons: 2
Coding region: 168-539 (123 amino acids)
Source: RefSeq, a predicted model, not a curated record
CACUACGGUCGCCUUCUGACCUCAACGAUCAAAGACAUUAUUCCGCGGUAUUAGUCGAUGAAAGGCUACCAUGUAAGCCGCCGCUUCGACUGGGACACUCACGGACUCCCCAUCGAAUACGAAAUCGACAAGAGAUUGGGUGUUCUGCACGGAAUGCGGUCAAGAGCAUGGGAAUUACAAAGCACAAUGCUGAAUGUCGAUUCAUUGUGAUGACUUACUCGGCUGAAUGGAAGCACAAAAUCGAACGUCUGGACAGGCGGAUCGACUUCGACAACGAAUGCAAGAAUUACAGUCAAUGGACCUCAGGUUCAUGGAGUCUUGCUGGUGGGUGUUUAAGCAGCUACAACACAGACAGCCCCAUGGCUCAGCGGGCUCUUGGUGACACGGUGGGUUUGGUAGACGUGACGACGCACCCGGAGCUGGUGGAGGAACGGCUGGUGCGGGAUCUAAUCAAGUCGGUUUCAGUGGUUGCGCAAGAAGGCGGGGCUGGUGCCGACGGACGAGGUGUGCAUGCGGCAGCGUGUUGUCUCGGAUCCUGAUGGGGUUGGACUUGGGAAUGUGGUGACGGCGCGGCAAGAUAUGUUUGUCGCUGCGCUGAGGGGGAGGGUUGAGGAGGCACGGGAGGAUUGGGAGGUCAUUGAGGAGAAGGAGAGGCGGUUGGGAAUGUGGUUGUCGUGUUGCAACUUGCGAGGGUUUGAAGGCGCUCGUCCCGGGAGAGCAGUGGC